AUGGGUAAAAAAGACAAGAAACAGGAGAUAAAUGACCUCAAGCAGGAGGUCAAAAUGGACGAGCACACUGUGCCGAUGGAGGAGCUCGUGACCAGACUGGGGACCAAUCUCGAAACGGUAAGAAUCAGUGUGACAUCAAGAAUAGAAUCAUGUCUAAAAAUAGAAAACAUAUGUAUUCCGGGAUUGACCCGCCAGAAGGCCCAGGAGAUCCUUCUCAAGAACGGACCAAAUGCUUUGUCACCCCCUGAAACUACCCCAGAAUGGAUCAAGUUCUGCAAGAAUUUGUUCGGUGGAUUCGCUAUGCUUUUGUGGGUCGGAGCAAUCCUUUGUUACAUUGCCUACUCCGUCGAUUACUUCACUAUGGAGUACCCAUCGAAGGAUAACUUGUACUUGGGAAUCGUACUCAUGACAGUCGUCGUUAUCACCGGAGUCUUCCAAUACUACCAAGAAAGCAAGUCUUCCAAGAUUAUGGACUCUUUCAAGAACAUGGUUCCAACUUUUGCUCUCGUUCAUCGUGAUGGUCAGAAGCAGCAAGUUCGCACCGAAGAUCUUGUUGUGGGAGACAUCGUUGAAGUCAAGGGAGGAGAUCGUGUUCCAGCUGAUAUCCGUGUCAUCUCUGCUUUCGGAUUCAAGGUCGAUAACUCUUCCCUCACCGGAGAGUCUGAGCCCCAGUCCCGCUCCCCAGAUUGCACCAACGAGAAUCCACUUGAGACCCGUAACAUCGCUUUCUUCUCUACCAACGCUGUCGAAGGAACCGCCAAGGGAAUUGUCAUCUACACCGGAGACAACACCGUCAUGGGAAGAAUUGCCCAUUUGGCUUCUGGACUCGACACCGGAAUGACCCCAAUUGCUCGCGAAAUCGAGCAUUUCAUCCAUCUUAUCACUGGUGUCGCCGUUUUCCUUGGAAUUUCUUUCUUCAUCAUUGCCUUCAUCCUUGGAUACCAUUGGCUCACUGCUGUCGUUUUCCUUAUCGGUAUCAUUGUCGCCAAUGUUCCAGAAGGAUUGAUCGCUACCGUCACCGUGUGCCUCACUCUUACCGCCAAGAGAAUGGCCAGCAAGAACUGUCUUGUUAAGAACCUCGAAGCCGUCGAAACUCUUGGAUCCACUUCCACCAUCUGUUCCGAUAAAACCGGAACUCUCACUCAAAACAGAAUGACCGUUGCCCAUAUGUGGUACGAUCAGACUAUUCAUGAGUGCGAUACCACCGAGACCCAGACCAGCCAAGAAAAGAGAACCGGAGCUAGCUUUGAGGUCAGUGAAUCGACAAGAUUUUUUCAUCAGGCUGUUGCAACAAAAUUAAAAUUUCAGGCCCUCGUCCGCAUCGCUUCCCUCUGUAACCGUGCUGAGUUCAAGGCAGGACAACAAGACACCCCAGUCCUUCGUCGUGAUUGCACUGGAGAUGCUUCUGAGAUCGCUCUUCUCAAGUUCACCGAGCUCACUCAAGGAAAUGUUAUUGCUGUUCGUGAGAAGAAUCCAAAGAUUGCUGAGAUUCCAUUCAACUCCACCAAUAAAUACCAAGUUUCUGUCCAUGACAAUGGAGAUCACUACUUGCUUGUGAUGAAGGGAGCCCCAGAAAGAAUCUUGGACGUUUGCUCCACUAUCUUCUUGAACGGAAAGGAAGUUGAGCUUACCGACAAACUUCGUGACGACUUCAACACUGCUUACCUCGAGUUGGGAGGAAUGGGAGAACGUGUCCUCGGAUUCUGUGAUUUCAUUCUGCCAGCCGACAAGUUCCCGAAAGGAUUCAAAUUCGACGUUGAGGAGGUCAACUUCCCAUUGAAGAACUUGAGAUUCGUUGGACUUAUGUCCAUGAUUGAUCCACCACGUGCUGCUGUCCCAGAUGCUGUGGCCAAGUGCCGCUCCGCUGGAAUCAAAGUCGUCAUGGUCACUGGAGAUCACCCAAUUACCGCCAAGGCCAUUGCCAAGUCCGUCGGAAUCAUCUCCGAGGGAACCGAGACCGUUGAGGAUAUUGCCAUUCGUCGUAACAUCCCAGUUGAGGAGGUUGACCCACGUGAAGCUAAGGCUGCCGUUAUUCACGGAUCUGAUCUUCGUGAAAUGAGCGAGGACCAACUUGCCGAGAUCAUCAAGUACCACUCGGAAAUCGUAUUUGCCCGUACCUCUCCACAACAAAAGUUGAUGAUCGUCGAAGGAUUCCAAAAGCAAGGACAAAUUGUGGCUGUCACCGGAGACGGAGUGAACGAUUCUCCAGCUUUGAAGAAAGCCGAUAUCGGAGUUGCUAUGGGAAUUGCUGGAUCUGAUGUGUCGAAACAAGCCGCUGACAUGAUUUUGCUCGAUGACAACUUCGCUUCCAUCGUCGUCGGAGUCGAGGAAGGACGUUUGAUUUUUGAUAACUUGAAGAAAUCUAUCGCCUACACUCUCACCUCUAACAUCCCAGAAAUCUCUCCAUUCUUGACCUACAUCUUGUUCGGUAUCCCACUCCCACUCGGAACUGUCACCAUUCUCUGUAUCGAUCUCGGAACUGACAUGGUCCCAGCCAUCUCCCUCGCCUACGAAGAAGCCGAAUCCGACAUCAUGAAGCGUCAACCACGUGACCCAAUCCGCGACAAGCUUGUCAACGAACGUCUCAUCUCUCUCGCAUAUGGACAAAUUGGUAUGAUCCAGGCCUCUGCUGGAUUCUUCACCUACUUCUGGAUCAUGGCUGACAACGGAUUCAUGCCAUGGGAUCUCUACCAGCUCCGUGCUCAAUGGGAUUCUCGUGCCUACAACAACGUUCUUGACUCCUACGGACAAGAAUGGACUUAUGCCAACAGAAAGAUCCUCGAGUACACCUGCCAAACCGCCUAUUUCGUUUCUAUCGUCGUUGUCCAAUGGGCCGAUUUGAUCAUCUCCAAGACCAGACGUAACUCUCUUGUCCAACAAGGAAUGUCUAACUGGACCUUGAACUUCGGACUUGUAUUCGAAACCGCUCUUGCCUGGUUCAUGUGCUACUGCCCAGGACUUGACAAUGGACUUCGUAUGUAUGGAUUGAGGAAACACUCUUUAUUGAAUGAUCAUCUUGUAGAAUUUCUCAUUUUAUCUUAUACUUUAUCUUUUUAUUGUUUUUCCCUUUCUUUUCUCAUUCCGACUUAA
Messenger RNA from Caenorhabditis briggsae, 3090 nucleotides. RefSeq names its product Protein CBR-EAT-6 (gene Cbr-eat-6). The coding region runs from base 1 to 3090 and encodes 1029 amino acids. Gene Ontology annotation, biological process: potassium ion import across plasma membrane; intracellular potassium ion homeostasis; intracellular sodium ion homeostasis. The record is from RefSeq and is a predicted model, not a curated record. Gene Ontology annotation, cellular component: membrane. Gene Ontology annotation, molecular function: P-type sodium:potassium-exchanging transporter activity; ATP binding; ATP hydrolysis activity. The transcript is spliced from 4 exons. NCBI's taxonomy places the organism in Eukaryota, Metazoa, Nematoda, Chromadorea, Rhabditida, Rhabditidae.